Zophobas morio is the source of this 1559-nucleotide messenger RNA. It is a transcript of the gene Dsor1, whose product is annotated as dual specificity mitogen-activated protein kinase kinase dSOR1. Gene Ontology annotation, molecular function: ATP binding; protein kinase activity. The record is from RefSeq and is a predicted model, not a curated record. The transcript is spliced from 4 exons. NCBI's taxonomy places the organism in Eukaryota, Metazoa, Arthropoda, Insecta, Coleoptera, Tenebrionidae. Bases 336 to 1505 code for a protein of 389 amino acids. Gene Ontology annotation, biological process: protein phosphorylation.
ACUGACUGAUGUCAGAUGUUUUCUGUACUAGUGUUUUUUGUUUCAUCUAAAAAAUAAAAAAUAUAUAACAAUAACUGUCAAAAUACAACCACUAGUUAAUAAUGUUUGAAGUCGAAUAGUUUUUUUAUAAGUUAACCUAAAACUAUUGUUGAAUGUUCGACGUUUAGUGGGAUACAUGUAAUCAUAAUGUCGAUAUUUUGAAGUAUCGUUUGUCUUCUGGGUGUCAACGUUCCACCCUAAUGAUAGUAGUUACUCCGGCUUAAUUAAUUAAAAGUGAUCAAAGUGUCGCGAAAAACUCUCCCUUUUCUCAUUUUAUUUUCAAUUUCCUGUUUUAAAUGCAAAAAAUGUCCAAAAAUAAGUUAAACCUUACACUACCACCAGGUUCACUCGAUCAGACUCCAACAGUUACUCCUACAAGUGCUCCAUUUCAAGAAUCAACGGCUCAAAGCAACAAUUUGGUUGGUGGUUCUAGCAUUGAUACUAUUACGGCACGCAUAGAAGAACUCGACAUGGAUGCUACUCAGCGGAAACGCAUUGAGGUAUUUCUGUGCCAAAAGAAACAAAUUGGUGGUGAUUUAGGCGAUGAUGAUUUUGAGAAACUGGGAGAAUUAGGUUCCGGCAAUGGGGGUGUGGUCACAAAAGUCAGGCAUAAAUCCAGCGGUUUGAUAAUUGCUCGGAAGUUGAUUCAUUUAGAAGUUAAGCCGGCUAUUAAAAAACAGAUCAUAAGAGAACUGAAGGUCUUACAUGAGUGCAACUUCGCACAUAUUGUGGGGUUUUAUGGCGCUUUUUACAGUGAUGGAGAGAUAAGCAUUUGCAUGGAGUAUAUGGAUGCAGGAUCUUUGGAUUUGAUACUGAAGAAAGCUGGCCGAAUUCCGGAGAAUAUUUUGGGUAAAAUUACCGUAGCAGUGCUGAAAGGGUUGAGUUAUUUAAGGGAUAAACAUGCGAUUAUGCACAGAGAUGUUAAACCAAGUAAUAUUCUAAUUAACAGUAGUGGAGAAAUCAAAAUUUGUGACUUUGGGGUUUCGGGGCAGUUGAUUGAUUCCAUGGCUAAUUCAUUCGUUGGUACUAGGAGUUACAUGUCUCCUGAAAGACUCCAAGGCACACACUAUUCAGUACAAAGUGACAUUUGGUCUCUUGGUUUGUCAUUGGUUGAAAUGGCUAUUGGUAUGUACCCAAUUCCACCUCCUGAUGCCGAAACUUUGAAAGCAAUUUUUGAAAACAAGAAUGACAGUGAUUCUCCAGACCAUACAAGAGGACCCAAAACUAUGGCUAUAUUUGAAUUAUUGGAUUAUAUAGUGAACGAACCACCUCCAAAACUGCCAACUGGUUUGUUUUCAAAUGAAUUUAAGGAUUUCGUGGAUAGAUGCUUAAGAAAAAAUCCUGACGAAAGAGCAGAUUUGAAAACAUUAAUGAAUCACGAUUGGAUUAAGAAAGCUGAGGCAGAGGACGUGGACAUUGCAGGAUGGGUAUGCAGAACGAUGGAAAUACAGCCACCUCAAAAUUAAGUGUAAUCUUAUUGUAAUUUUUGUGUUAUAUUAUAAUUAUAUCUAUUUAGUGAA